Molecule: messenger RNA, 996 nt
Organism: Drosophila serrata
Lineage: Eukaryota; Metazoa; Arthropoda; Insecta; Diptera; Drosophilidae
Product: putative odorant receptor 69a
Biological process (GO): detection of chemical stimulus involved in sensory perception of smell; sensory perception of smell
Cellular component (GO): plasma membrane
Molecular function (GO): olfactory receptor activity; odorant binding
Source: RefSeq, a predicted model, not a curated record
AUGCACCUGCAGGACUAUAUGAAGUAUCCGGAUAUGGCGUGUCGUAUGGGUUUCGUGCCGCGAUUUCGAUGGAAUGGUCGUCCAGUUGAGAUUAUUUCAUACGUGAAGGUCAAAAAGGUGCUUUAUGUCCUGGGAACUUUAUUUCUGGUGUACCAAGAUGUCGGAGAACUCGUGCACUGGCAUUUGGUGGGUCGCAAAGCCGAGGGCACGGCUAGUUUCGUGGCGGAGUUAUCGGAGGCUACCGGAGCCUUUAUGCUCACCUCGAUAGGAAUCUGUAAUAUCUGGGCCCUCACCCACUACCGUGCUGAGAUCAAUGAAGUGCUCACGGAGCUGGAAGAGCUAUAUCCAAGGCCCAGGGAAAUGCACUAUCGCCGGCAGCACUACUUCGAAUUGGCCAACCGCUUGAUGAAAUACGAGUUUAUAUUUUAUGUGGCCUUCUGUGCGUACUACAAUGGUGCUCCUCUGCUGGUACUGCUGUACGAGCAUCUCAUGGAUGGAAAGGAAAUGCGAUAUAAGCUACAGAUUAAUACGUGGUAUCCCUGGAGAACCCAUGGCUCGGCAUUGGGAUAUGGCAUAGGAUUCCUCUGCACUGUUCUCUCCUCCAUUGAGGGCGUGGCCUUCUCCGUGGCCACACACCACAUACUCUGCAUAGUUACCUAUAACCUGAAGCUGCACUACGAUUCUCUGUCCGAGCAAUUACUUGCUCUGGACUCCCGUCAUCCGGACGCCAAUCGGACUUUGAGAAAGCUGAUUGCAUACCAUUGUCAAAUCCUGAAUUUGGGCGAUAAAGUCAAUCACAUUCUGGACUUUUCCUUUUUGGCUGCCUUGAUAUGUGCCACGGUUGCCAUCUGCAUGACGAGUGUGGCGGUGCUGCUCCUUGAUCCGGCCUCCGCCUUUAAGUACAUUAAUGGCCUGGCAGCCUUUGUGGUAUACAACUUUGUCAUUUGCUACUUGGGAACUGAGGUCACCAUAGCGGUAAGUUUGGAGAGAAUUUAA